Messenger RNA from Alexandromys fortis (reed vole), 1837 nucleotides. RefSeq names its product tubulin beta 6 class V (gene Tubb6). The transcript is spliced from 4 exons. Gene Ontology annotation, molecular function: structural constituent of cytoskeleton; GTP binding; GTPase activity. Bases 100 to 1443 code for a protein of 447 amino acids. Gene Ontology annotation, biological process: microtubule cytoskeleton organization; mitotic cell cycle. NCBI's taxonomy places the organism in Eukaryota, Metazoa, Chordata, Mammalia, Rodentia, Cricetidae. The record is from RefSeq and is a predicted model, not a curated record. Gene Ontology annotation, cellular component: cytoplasm; microtubule.
GGGCGGAGAGCAGAGAGGGGUCAAGUCCCGGGAGCGCGCAGGCGGCCGCAGUCACGCAGCCGUCAGAAGAGCCAGCGCCCGAGCGCAGACGCGCCCGCCAUGAGGGAGAUUGUGCACAUCCAGGCGGGACAGUGCGGGAACCAGAUCGGUACCAAGUUUUGGGAAGUGAUCAGCGAUGAGCACGGCAUCGACCCAGCUGGAGACUUUGUGGGCGACUCAGCGCUGCAGCUGGAGCGGAUCAGCGUCUACUACAAUGAGUCAUCCUCUCGGAAGUAUGUGCCCAGGGCUGCCUUGGUGGACUUGGAGCCAGGCACCAUGGACAGUGUGAGAUCCGGGCCUUUUGGGCAACUUUUCCGGCCUGACAACUUCAUCUUCGGACAGACAGGCGCCGGGAACAACUGGGCCAAGGGUCACUACACUGAGGGCGCGGAGCUGGUGGACUCGGUGCUAGAUGUGGUGCGCAAGGAGUGCGAGCACUGCGACUGUCUGCAGGGCUUCCAGCUCACGCAUUCGCUGGGCGGUGGCACGGGCUCAGGCAUGGGCACCCUGCUCAUCAGCAAGAUCCGGGAGGAGUACCCGGACCGCAUCAUGAACACCUUCAGCGUGAUGCCAUCGCCCAAGGUCUCAGACACCGUGGUGGAGCCCUACAAUGCUACGCUGUCGGUGCACCAGCUGGUGGAGAACACUGACGAAACUUACUGCAUUGACAAUGAAGCUCUUUACGACAUCUGCUUCCGCACGCUCAAGCUGACCACGCCCACCUACGGGGACCUUAACCACCUGGUGUCUGCCACCAUGAGCGGAGUCACCACAUCGCUGCGUUUUCCAGGUCAGCUCAAUGCUGACCUGCGCAAGCUGGCUGUGAACAUGGUGCCCUUCCCACGCCUGCACUUCUUCAUGCCCGGCUUUGCACCACUCACAGCCCGGGGCAGCCAGCAGUACCGGGCUCUGACAGUGCCUGAGCUCACACAGCAGAUGUUUGAUGCCAAGAACAUGAUGGCUGCCUGUGAUCCGCGCCACGGCCGCUACCUGACGGUCGCCACUGUCUUCCGGGGCCUCAUGUCUAUGAAGGAGGUGGAUGAGCAGAUGCUAGCCAUCCAGAACAAGAACAGCAGCUACUUCGUGGAGUGGAUCCCCAACAACGUCAAAGUGGCCGUGUGUGACAUCCCACCACGGGGCCUGAAGAUGGCUUCCACCUUCAUUGGCAACAGCACCGCUAUCCAGGAACUGUUCAAGCGCAUCUCCGAGCAGUUCUCGGCUAUGUUCCGCCGCAAGGCCUUCCUGCACUGGUUCACUGGUGAGGGCAUGGACGAGAUGGAGUUCACCGAGGCUGAGAGUAACAUGAAUGACCUGGUGUCUGAGUAUCAGCAGUAUCAGGACGCCACUGUCAACGACGAGGAAGAGGCUUUUGAAGACGAGGAUGAAGAAGAGAUCAACGAAUAGGGAGCCGUAAGAUGCUAGAGUGUACACUUGCUCUCUUCUUAGCCCUGAUGGUGUGAGCCUGCUGCCCUGGUAUGCACGUUACAGGCCCCUCUCAAACACUGCACUGUUCCCAGGUUAUCGGGAACAAGCACUUUCCUCUGCUGGAGAGUUGGCAGUCCCACCAAACCAGGGUGGUUUUGUACAGAAACACUGAAAGCAAAUUAAGGGGCUGUACAGGGCUAAAGAUAGCAACCACCUUCCGUUAAGUGCCCAGCCAUCAUAGUUAACAGGGGAGUUAGAAUAAGGAUUUGUUUUUCAUUCUUGGUGAUAAACCUAAAGCCACACAGUUUUGCCUUAAUUGAAUACACAAAAUGGAACUUGGUGACAAUCCAUUCAUAAUAAAAUGCUAAACGUG